Messenger RNA from Plasmodium vivax (malaria parasite P. vivax), 1251 nucleotides. RefSeq lists its product as hypothetical. Lineage: Eukaryota; Apicomplexa; Aconoidasida; Haemosporida; Plasmodiidae. Bases 1 to 1251 code for a protein of 416 amino acids. The record is from RefSeq and is a predicted model, not a curated record. The transcript has 4 exons.
AUGGCACCCCCCAAGAUGGCAAACAGGAUGACCCCCCCUACAUUUAUGACCCAAAGGAAGUACCUCCAACUAAUCAGCAUGGCAAAAAAGCUGGACGCCUGCAAAAGUGAGUUGCUGCGCUACCGCAGGGGGGAGAAGACGGCCGCUGUCGCAGCUACCCCGGGCGCGGUGGACGGGCACACCGGCCUGCCACUCGCCGGACAGAACAACCCCACCAACAUGGAGAGACGCCCUCCGAAGGGAGAACGCGACGCAGCGAGGGGCAAACGGAAUAGCCUCAAAUCUGUAGCCAGUGAACCCAUAAUUCGUACCACAAAACGUAGCGUAACUCCCCAAAUGGGAAGAAAAAAAAGACACAGUGAUCCAACCCCACUUGCGAAAAGCUUCGCCAUAGAGGAAACCCCAGGUGCACAGAAAAUGAAGGACGAAGGGGGGCUACCCAGACGACAGCUAGCCAAAGCAGCAACAGUUGGUGAAUACAAAGCGAAGAAAAAAAAAAAAAAAAAAUUACAAAACACGACGCAAGUUUUUCCCCACCCCAAAGGAACACAGAAGAGUAGAAAAAAAAAAAAAUCUUUUUCCACUCUCCCCAAAAUGGAGAUCAGCAAGAGGGAAAACGACGAAUACACAUUUCGGAGCCCCCACAGUGCAGAUGACCAGACGGUUCCCGCCCAGGUAGAGGCGAAGCUGAACCUCAUGCCGCCUGUACACACAAGUCGGGUGAGGGAAGACCCCCCAGACAUGCCGUCCAUGCUGAGCAAAUUGACAGAAAAGAAGAAGUCAAUUCAUUUACCCACACAUGGAGCAAAGAAGCCGCUUUCCAAACAGAGUAAAAGUGCGAAGACAUUGGGGGAAGAAGGCCACCCUGGUAAUGCCACUAACAAACGAGAGAACGAAUCUGCCACAAAGAAAGGAGCCCCCCUCUCCAAAGGGGGAGAUAUCUCCAGGAGGAAGUUAAGAAGCGUUUCUAGAUGUACAGCCCAAUCUGCUAAAGGUACUCGUCCACAGGUGAGUCCCUCCCGGGGGUCAUUACGAAAAGGGGUCUCUCCGAAGGCGGUACUGCUGACGGUACUGCUGACGGUACUGCUGACGGCACUACUGACAGCACACAGAGCAGAUCUAAGAGGGCUCUUCCACCUCGUCCUUCUCUCCGAGCUUCCCCCCUGCGGAGUGCCAAGCGGAAGAGACAAAACCAGCGCACUCACGAUCAUCAAGAAGGAGAGAAGCAAAGGGCCAACCGGAAAACCGUAA